GGAGUGGCUGACGGCAGAGCCGCGCUGCUCUUGGAGAGGUCACUGCGGAGACACCGCCUAGGUUUUGGGGCGUGCAGGGGUGGGGGGCCCGUGGCACUAUGUGGCGCCUCUGUGCGCGACAGGCCCAGAGUGCAGCCCCGAAGAUAGGACUUGGGGCUCGCUGGACGGCCUUGAGAGAGGGACCCGGAGCCCCGAGCGCGAGCCGGCGGGCUGGUCCCACUUUGGUCCGUUGCCGCAGCGCGACCACCGGGCAUGGCGGGGUCCGGGCCCUGUGUCGCUGGGGCCCCAGCCCCGGGCCCGCUCCUCGGAAUCGCCUGCUGCUGCUGCAGCUUUUGGGGUCUCCAGGCCGUCGCUGGUAUAGUCUACCCCCGCAUCAGAAGGUUCCGUUGCCUUCUCUUUCCCCUACUAUGCAGGCAGGCACCAUAGCCCGUUGGGAGAAAAAAGAAGGGGAGAAAAUCAACGAGGGAGACCUAAUUGCAGAGGUUGAAACAGAUAAAGCCACUGUUGGUUUUGAGAGCCUGGAAGAGUGUUAUAUGGCAAAGAUACUUGUUGCUGAAGGCACGAGAGAUGUUCCUGUUGGAUCCAUCAUAUGUAUCACAGUUGGAAAGCCAGAGGAUAUUGAGGCCUUUAAAAAUUAUACAUUGGAUUCCUCAGCAGCACCGACCCCACAGGCAGCCCCAACUCCAUCGCCAGCCGCUGCCUCAGCCCCUGCAUCUUCUGCUCAGGCUCCCGGCAGCUCAUAUCCAACUCAUAUGCAGGUACUUCUUCCUGCCCUCUCUCCCACCAUGACCAUGGGCACAGUUCAGAGAUGGGAAAAAAAAGUGGGUGAGAAGCUAAGUGAAGGAGACUUACUGGCAGAGAUAGAGACGGACAAGGCCACUAUAGGUUUUGAAGUACAGGAAGAAGGUUAUCUGGCAAAAAUCUUGGUUCCUGAAGGCACAAGAGAUGUUCCUCUAGGAACCCCACUUUGUAUCAUCGUAGAAAAAGAGGCAGAUAUAGCAGCAUUUGCCGACUAUAGACCAACUGGAGUAACUGACUUAAAACCACAAGCACCACCACCUGUCUCUCCCCCGGUUGCCACUGUUCCUCCAACUCCUCAACCUUUAACCCCUACACCAUCCGCCACUCCUGCUGGGCUAGCUGCUCCUUCUGGACCAAAGGGAAGGAUAUUCGUUAGUCCUCUUGCGAAGAAGUUGGCAGCAGAGAAAGGGAUUGACCUUUCACAAGUAAAAGGGACGGGACCAGAGGGCAGAAUCAUCAAGAAGGACAUUGACUCUUUUGUGCCUUCUAAAGCUGUUCCUGCUGCAGCAGCUGCUAUGGCUCCCCCAAGUCCAGGUGUGGCACCAGUUCCUACAGGGGUCUACACAGAUAUCCCAAUCAGCAACAUUCGUCGAGUUAUUGCACAGAGAUUAAUGCAAUCCAAGCAAACUAUACCUCAUUAUUACCUUUCUAUUGAUGUAAAUAUGGGAGAAGUUUUAUUGGUACGGAAAGAACUUAAUAAGAUUUUAGAAGGAAAAAGCAAAAUUUCUGUCAAUGACUUCAUCAUAAAAGCUUCAGCUCUGGCAUGUUUAAAAGUUCCUGAAGCAAAUUCUUCAUGGAUGGACACAGUUAUAAGACAAAAUCAUGUUGUUGAUGUCAGUGUUGCAGUCAGUACUCCUGUAGGCCUCAUCACACCCAUCGUGUUUAAUGCACACAUAAAAGGACUAGAAACCAUUGCUAAUGAUGUUGUUUCUUUAGCCACCAAAGCAAGAGAGGGUAAACUGCAGCCACAUGAGUUCCAGGGAGGAACUUUUACAAUCUCCAAUUUAGGAAUGUUUGGAAUUAAAAAUUUUUCUGCUAUUAUUAACCCACCUCAAGCGUGUAUUUUGGCAAUUGGUGCUUCAGAGGAUAAACUAGUUCCAGCAGACAAUGAAAAAGGAUUUGAUGUGGCUAGUAUGAUGUCUGUUACACUCAGCUGUGACCAUCGAGUUGUGGAUGGAGCAGUUGGUGCCCAGUGGCUUGCUGAGUUUAGAAAAUACCUGGAGAAACCUGUAACCAUGUUGUUAUAAUUUACUGAAGAACUUCUAGACUCCCAAGUCACUUUGGUUCAUUCUUAUCAAGAUAUUUAUAUGUUAUUAAACAGGUGGUUCUUUGAAAGUUUAACUAGUUAUUUUUAUUAUUGAAUCUAUCCAUAUGCAUUGUUUGUAAUGGGCAUUACAGAAUGUUUUUUAAUGUCAGUUACAUACGAAUAUUGUGUACAUUUAAUGUCAGAUUUUCAGUUGUGCACUCCUAGUCAAGAGAGACACAUGGCCUUGUUCUUUGCGCGAUAUGUAUUUGCACUAGAAUACAGAAUAGAUAGGAUGUGGCUCCCUAGAGACCAGUAUGCGGAGGGAACACAGAUGUAAGUAACCUUGCCUUUCAAAUUGCGUACAUGUGAGAGCAGGAAGUUAGAAAAAUUGCUUCUCUUGGGGGAAGGGCUAGGGUUUGAAAUUUGGAAUUUUACCCUGAUUCUUCUAUGGUUUGUCACACAUGGGAGUGGUAGAGAACUUCAAGGAGAGUGAAAUUUUUACGGUCCACAUUUUCCUAAGCUUCCUCAAUCAACUGUCCUUUAAAAUGAGUUUCUACAUAAAUGAUUGUUUUCCUUAAGGUAAGGACAAAUGGGAGUGGAUAUGUGGCUCAAGUGCUAAAGUGCCAGCCAUGAGUGAGAAAGCUCAGUAAGGCUGGAGGCUUGAAUUCAAGCCCCAGAACUAGCAUCAGCAAAAAAAGAUAAUAAAAAUUUAAGUCCACUUCUUGAUAGAACACCUUACGUAUUUAUUUAAGCAGCUUAAGUGUGUGAUUCUGAGAGAACUCUAUAGUUAAUUCCAAAUAAAAGGACAUGCGUAUGGAAUUGAAGAGAAGUUCUGGGGGGCAGAGGUAUCCAAGAUCGACUGAACGUUAGCUGUAAAUGAACUUACCAGAAUUUAUUACUUAUAUAACCUGAGAACUCUAUGAAAUAACUGUGGAGUAAAUGUACAUAAUGUAAAAUAGGAUUACUAGAGUUGGAUGUGUGCCAAAGUCGUCUUAGCACCAAAUCUUGUUGGCAGUGGGGAACACUGGUAAAUGGCUUGGAAUUCUAGCGGAACUCCCAAGCCACGCACCAGCACUUGUCCUGUCUCCUUAAGAGCUAGAGUCCAGAGGAUCCUGGGCACAGGUGCUCGAGGCCAGCCCAGGCAAGAUAGCAAAACUCCAUCUCAAAAACAAAGCAAGCAUUAAAAACAAAUGAUGCCCAAAACAAAAUGGUAAUUUCUUGUUGGAAAAAAAAAAUCUUAAAAAAUAGUGAAAAGUAUAUAAAAAUCAUUCUGUUUCUCUUCCCAAGCAUUGCCUUAAAUAAGAUAUCCCUAAAAUCCUUUUGGAAAGACAGACUUCUUCCCAUUUUACUAUGUUUGCCUUUUAGAGGAAUGAAGGAGGUGAUAUCAGGAUAAU
Messenger RNA from Dipodomys spectabilis (banner-tailed kangaroo rat), 3441 nucleotides. It is a transcript of the gene Dlat, whose product is annotated as dihydrolipoamide S-acetyltransferase. Gene Ontology annotation, molecular function: dihydrolipoyllysine-residue acetyltransferase activity. The record is from RefSeq and is a predicted model, not a curated record. The transcript is spliced from 14 exons. The coding region runs from base 99 to 2048 and encodes 649 amino acids. NCBI's taxonomy places the organism in Eukaryota, Metazoa, Chordata, Mammalia, Rodentia, Heteromyidae. Gene Ontology annotation, cellular component: pyruvate dehydrogenase complex. Gene Ontology annotation, biological process: pyruvate decarboxylation to acetyl-CoA.